UUUGAAUAGCAGCAGGGGAGUAGGGGAAGGAGGAACCACACGCAGGGUUCGUUCAUUAAGAAAAUAUAUUUGGCAUAUUCAGACAAUGGUUUGAGCGAGUUAAAAAUAACUCCUCGUGAAAAAUUAAUAGGGAGUUAUAAGUGAGUGUUUUAAUACAAGCUCACAGAGCAGGGCAGAUUCUCCAGGUGGCUGGCGGCUGACAUCACAGAUGGUGCAGGGUGUUUAUAGAGCAUGGUGUGGCCAGAGAGGAGAGUCGUCUGUACAAGUGAGCUCACCUUUUCUCCCAGAACCCAGAGAGGGAGGAGACGGAAGGAAUUGUUGUGGUUGCCAGUUCCUGAGCUAGGUGACUUAUUUCUUUUCUCCCUGUCCAUCACACUCUCCUAACUGUGGACGUAAAAAUUGUAGUGAACUUUGCCUGGUUGCUUUGGGUGAAGUUGAUUGAAUGUCAGAAUUCAUAAAAUGGCCUUUCUGGCUCUUCUCUCUUCUUGGUGAUGAACCCUGGGUUGGCUGCCGCCCCCAUUUCUCCUGUGCUUCCUGACCUUACAGCCUCCUCCUCUAAUUCUUGCAGGUGGCUACGAAGGCCCUGUCCCUUUCUCCCCCUUCCUCUCUUCUCACAGCGCCCCUAUGGGCCUCGGUGGGUACAGCCAAGGGUUGGACUGUACUUCCUUUGCCAUCAGCACACCUGAAUGGCUGAUACAGAACGAGGAGAAAGGAGGCCAGAGUGCCAUCUGACCUUGGCUAGCUAGUGUGGGGGCUAAGGGUUUUAAGACGGGGCAGGGGGGGGGCGACCAAUAUUUGUAUUUUAAACUCAGAUGAUAUUUAAAAAAUGGGUCUGUAAUUGCAACGAGGCCCUCUAGGCCGUGAAUUAAUGUGUCAUAACUCACGCCCAAGCACUGCGCAAACAUCCCGCGUGUGAAUUAUUGCACAAUAAAUUCAUGCCCUGUUGUGUCUUACAGCUUAAUUAGUACAUGAAGCUACAUGAGUUAGACGAACCCAAAUGGGAUUAUGUCAUGUGGUGCGUAAAAAAGCAAAAUGUUGGGAGGUAUCUGGCACUUUUUCCGGGGGGAGAGCAGAGCUGAUUUUUCUGCCAUGUCCUUCGGUGUCCGUUUCUGUGAUAUUUGGGCUGCAACAGGUGACAUAAGACUUCUGAGCGUUGGCUGGUUGGUUGACUAUGGGUUCAGUGAAUAUUUACUGUUUGCUGUGUCUUAGGCGUCACGGAGGCCUAACUCACAUAAGGUGAAAUACGAAGCAGCAGCUCUGAAGCCCGGGCACCCGACCCCGCGGCCCGACCCCGCGGGGCUUAGCUCAGCCUCAGCGAACCCCACGCGACUCGGCGCUCCUGGGCUGGCUGCGGUGCUCUGGUCUUAGAACCGUCUUCUACUCGGGCCAGAAUGCUGUGCCAGGCACUUUGCAGAUUUGGUGAAAAGCUGGUACGUAAGCACACACUGGAGCAAUACGUGGCUAAGAUUUCCGCUGCCGGCAGCCUGCGCACCGUGGACAUAGUGGCCCUGGGCGUGGGCAACACGGUGGGGGCCGGCGUGUAUGUCCUGGCGGGCGAGGUGACCAGCGACAGGGCAGGCCCGGCCGUUGCGAUCUGCUUUCUGGCGGCCGCCCUGCCCUCUGUGGUGGCCGCCGUGUGCCACGCGGAGCUGGGCGCCCGGGCUCCCCGGUCGGCCUCUGCGUAUCUGCACAACUACGUGACCGGGGGCGAGCUCGGGGCUUUCCUCACCGGCUGGAGCCUCAUCCUCUCCGGAGUCACCGGGGCGGCCAGCAUGGCCCGGGCCUGGAGCUCAGCUUUCGACAACCUGAUGGGCAACCGGCUCUCCGGGGCCUUGCGUGAGCACGUGUCCCUGUCUGCUCCCCACGUCCUAGCAGGACACCCCGACUUCUUCGCUGCGGGCCUCGUGCUGCUGCUCACCGCGCUGCUGGCUCUGAGGGCUAGUGAGUUCGUCCUGGCCACUUCGGCGUUCACAGUGGUGAACGUCUUGGUUCUCAGUUUUGUCAUCAUCUCUGGCUUCAUUAAGGGGGACCUGCACAACUGGAAGCUCACCGAGGAGGACUACACGUUGACCGUGUCUAGACUCAAUGACACCUCUGGCCUGGGGCCUCUGGGCUCUGGAGGGUUUGUGCCUUUCGGCUUCGAGGGGGUUCUCCGCGGAACAGCCUCCUGCCUGUACGCAUUCGCAGGCUUUGACAGCAUUCUUGCUGCCGCCGAAGAAGCCCAGGACCCCCAGCGUUCUGCCCCCGUGGGCAUCGUGAUCUCCGUGUUCAUCUGCUUUCUGGUGUACUUUGGUGUCUCUUCGGCACUUACACUCCUGGUGCCCUACUAUCAGCUUCAACCCGGGAGCCCCUUGCCCGAGGCGUUUCUGCACAUUGGCUGGGCCUCUGCGCGCUACGUGGUGGCCAGUGGAGCCCUCUGUGCCCUUUCUACUGGCAUCUUGGACUCUAUGUUCCUCAGUCGCUGGAUGCUCUACGUGAUGGCCAACGAUGGCCUCCUGUUCCGUGUCCUUGCCAGGUUGUACGCCAGGACGGGCAUCCCUGUCGUGGCCACGGUGGCCUUGGGCAUUAUCACAGCUUUCGUGACACUCCUCUUCGGACUCACUGACCUUGUGGACCUCAUGUCCAUUGGGACCCUGCUUACUUACUCCCUGGUGGCUCUCUGUGUUCUCAUCGCCAGGUAUCAGCCCGAAAUGAAGGAUGAAGAUGAUGAAGCAGGGGCGCAGCAGGAGGACGUACCCGCAGCAGAGAAGCUGACCCUGCGGGGACUCUUUUGUCCAGGCAGCCCCACGCCCACUGCGCUCUCCGGCCUGGUUGUCUAUGUCUGCUCGUCGCUGCUUGCUCUGCUGCUGACUCUUCUUGGCCUGGUGCUGGCUCAGUGGCCAAUUCUACUGCUUUCUGGAGACCCAGGGUGGAUCACAGCGGUUGUGCUGCUCCUGGUGCUCAUUACCGGGAUCACUGGGGUCAUCUGGAGACAGCCACAAAGCUCCACCCCCCUUUACUUUAGGGUACCUGCUCUGCCUCUCCUCCCACUGAUGAGCAUCUUUAUGAAUGUUUACCUUAUGAUGCAGAUGGCCGCUGGCACCUGGGCCCGAUUUGGUGUCUGGAUGCUGAUUGGGUUUGCUAUCUACUUUGGCUAUGGGAUCCAGCAUGCGUUGAGGAUUAAACCCACUCUAGUCAGGCCCCAAACUGAGGACCUUGAACUCAGCAGCGCCAGUACAUAUUCGAUUUGACAUCUUCACACCUGAAUGCUGUCUGGUCUCCCUGCCCUAUAACGGAGAGUACUCUGGAGCACACAGAAAGCCAGCCCUCCCGUGGCAUGUUGGGGGGAAACACUAAUAGAGCUCUGUGUUUAUUGUGGAGUGAAGGAUGUGUCUUUGCUCUUUCUCAUCUUUUUCUUUUUUUUUUUUUUUAAUUUUUAUUUAUUUAUGAUAGUCACAG
Molecule: messenger RNA, 3438 nt
Organism: Canis lupus familiaris (dog)
Lineage: Eukaryota; Metazoa; Chordata; Mammalia; Carnivora; Canidae
Product: cationic amino acid transporter 3-like
Exons: 1
Coding region: 1392-3230 (612 amino acids)
Biological process (GO): amino acid transport; transmembrane transport
Cellular component (GO): plasma membrane
Molecular function (GO): amino acid transmembrane transporter activity
Source: RefSeq, a predicted model, not a curated record